GCGCGCAUCCUUCACCAUGGCGGACGACACCACCAUUCACAGACGAACAUUCGCCAUCGAUCCGCAGUUCGAAGAAGGCGACGGGUUGCUACCCAUCUCCCAACAGGAUGAGAAGCUUUUUCAACCCAAGAAAACAUCCUCUUCCAAGUCCAAUUCGUUACCUAAAAUUGACAGACCUGCUUUCGCCAUAUUGGUAUUAUUAUAUUUAUUACAAGGUGUACCAGUAGGCCUUGCAUUCGGGUCAAUCCCGUUCAUCCUCAAGACAAAGUUGACAUAUUCACAGGUUGGAAUCUUUUCUUUGGCCGCCUAUCCAUAUUCCAUGAAAUUGUUGUGGUCGCCCAUAGUCGAUGCCAUGUACUUUCCCAAGAUCGGAAGAAGAAGAUCGUGGAUUAUCCCGAUCCAAACCAUAUCGGGGCUCACGUUGAUAUACUUGGGGUCCCAAAUCAACCAGUUGAUUGAGAAUCCACUUGAUAACUUGCCUAAAAUCACUCUGUUUUUCUUUAUCUUGGUGUUUUUCUGUGCCACCCAAGACAUUGCAGUGGAUGGAUGGGCAUUGACGUGCUUAUCUCCCGAAGGGUUGAGCUUUGCAUCCACAGCACAAACUAUCGGUAUCAAUGCCGGGUAUUUUUCGUCCUUCACUAUCUUUUUGGCUCUAAGCUCACCAGAUUUUGCCAAUAAGUACCUCAGGUCAGAACCUCUUGAUGAGGGUUUGUUCACCAUGGGAUCGUACUUGCGGUUCUGGGGGUGUAUGUACUUGCUUGGAACCGUGGUGGUGUGUUUUGUUCCCGAAGAUCCUCCUCAUUUGGCUCAGCAGAACCAGGCUAAAUUGGCCAAUGAGAGAAUCAAGUUAGAUGGCUUUGUGAACAAGUCCAAUAGCAAGAUCUUGGGAGUACUAAAGUCUUCCAGCAAUGUGUACGAUUCAAUGUACCAGGUAUUGAAGUUGCCAAAUGUACAGACGUUUGUGGUGAUAUUGUUAAUUUCGAAGCUUGGGUUUCAGGUCAACGAAGCAGCCACAAACUUGAAGUUACUUGAGAAAGGUCUUUCGAAAGAGGAUUUAUCCAUUACGGUGCUAGUGGACUUUCCGUUCGAGAUGGUCUUUGGUUACUAUUCAGGUAGAUGGUCCACUGGUAAGAAACCGUUGAAACCCUGGUUGUUGGGGUUUGCCGGAAGACUUUUUGCAGCUUUUUUGGCCCAGUUGGUGGUGUACAAUUUCCCUAGUGAUGGGAAGGUUUCCACUUCCUAUUUCUUGGUGAUAAUUGUCCAGCACUUACUCGGGUCGUUUAUGUCAACCAUUCAGUUUGUUUCAUUGUGUGCAUUCCACACCAAAAUAGCUGAUCCUGCCAUUGGGGGAACAUAUAUGACUACUUUAAACACCCUUUCCAACUAUGGUGGGACUUGGCCCCGGUUGAUCAUAUUCUACUUGAUUGAUAAGUUGACGGUGUCUUCUUGUUCUUUGGGCUACCGAAUCGUGUCGGAGACCAUCAAACAAAAGUGUUUAGGAGAUGGAGGAGAGGUGCAAAUUAUUAGGGACGGCUACUACUAUACGAAUUUUCUUUGUAUCUCUUUGGGAAUUGUCAUUUGGCUUUGGGUUAGGAGAAAGGUGGAGCAUUUACAGGCAUUGCCCAAUAGUGCAUGGAGAGUCAGUAGAGAGAAGUAGCAACAUUAGUAAUAUUCGCACUGAGCUUAGUAAACAUAGAGAAGUACCCGAGCAAACCUAAAUAUAAAGUUUCUC
Yamadazyma tenuis ATCC 10573 is the source of this 1732-nucleotide messenger RNA. RefSeq lists its product as uncharacterized. Lineage: Eukaryota; Fungi; Ascomycota; Pichiomycetes; Serinales; Debaryomycetaceae. Gene Ontology annotation, cellular component: membrane. The record is from RefSeq and is a predicted model, not a curated record. Gene Ontology annotation, molecular function: acetyl-CoA transmembrane transporter activity.